GGUUGCCCGAUCUCGCAGUCGCGAAUCUCAUUCCGACUUCUGCGGCAGGACCACGUGGCCCCCGUCCGGAGUGACAGUCGGUGUUCGACAGUGAGUGCGUCAAGCCAAGUGUCUUUCCUCGCGGAUUUGUUGAUUCUCGCGAACGGAUAUUGUGACGCCGCCUGCUUCCGCUUCGAGGAAAUCUGCAGCUUCGGGAAAAACAAACGGCGAAUGAUCGAACGUGUCUCGCCCACGGUACCGGUGCGCUUUUCACCGAGGUGAUAGUCGUCACGGCGCCGAGAUAAGCCGGGAUGGACAGAAUGGCUCGUUACGACAACGAAGAAUCUUCUCCGCAUCAGUCCUUGCAGCUGGUGCAAUCAACUCACCCGGGUCAAUCAACUCACGCCACCGCGACCAUCAUCCCGACGUCCCCCGUGACGCCGAUCCUGGCAACGUGUGCCGUCACCGCGACCGACAAGGUCACUGCCACAACCACCAAUUCUACCCACGUGUCAGAUGCCGGAUCAGCUGGUAGCCCUACUACUACCUCGCCGCCGUCUUCGUUGGACUCCCGUAUACCGAGGCCGUCGCCGUCGGCUCUGCGUCGCGCCGCGAGCUUGCGCUUGCGCGGCGAACGACUACUACCACAUCAUCCGCGACCCACCACCGCCGCCGUCGCAGCCAGCACGGCCCUGGUCGGCCACCAACACCAUCCCCGUCGUCACAACCACCUCCUGCAGUCGCCGCAGCAGCAUCAACAUCCGGAUCAUCGUAUCUUCCCGGUCAUCACGGAGAAUGGAACCGACUCGCCGCGACAACGAUCCUUCAGUCUCUCACUGACACCGGUGAGGCCGCGGCCAGGUCACGCGGCCUCUGGGGGAUCGACGACAGCGGGAGUCAACGAUGACAGCGAUGCCGAGAGUGUUAAGAGUUACAGCAGCGCUUGCAGCACAGCGAGCGCCUGCGAGCAUGCUUCCUUCGCGUUGAACGGCACCACCUGGUCCGGUCGGUCGCGAAAAUAUGUUGUGCACUGCUCGAAUUACGUCGGCGACAACGAACAAUACCUUACGCCUACUCAGAGAGCGGCUAAACAAGUCCGAAAAUUUCAGGCUCUGUUGAAGGAGGCGCGCAAGGAGAUCGAUGAGAAGGACCGGGAGAUCUUGCGUUUGACGAAGGAGGUCGUAGAGUUGAGGUUGUACAAGGCUUCUCUGAACAGUCCAGAUGAGCGAACGGAUAGCAGCGACGCUCUCACCGUGCGCGAGAACAAUCCCUUUUCGCCGGAAUCGCCAAGCAAGGAUCUUCCUGAUGAAGGCGCCGCGGAGAAACCCGUCACCAGUCCGGAAACGCCGGAAAAGCGCGUGCACACGGAUCUCCCCUCGUCAUUAGCUGAUUCUGGACACUUCGAAGACGGUUCCGUCCAUUCGAAAGACUCCGUGUGCCUCCCUGAGUCACAGCCGGAGAUUACUGUCAGCACGACAACGUGUGCUAAUACGGUAUCCGACGAUAUUGUUCCUGAUACGAAUCCUGUGACGCCAACGAGCGAAGAACGAGAUGAAGAGAGACGUCGAUUAGUUAGUCAUUACGAAGGUAGAAUCGAGUAUAUGCAUAGGCGGCAUGUUGAUGAGUUGCAGGAGCUUAAACAGAAGCACAAUGACAAGGUGGAAAGCUUGUUGAAUCAAUUAUCUGAGGUUAAUACUCGUUACUGCGAAAUGCGCCCGGCUAUGGACAUUGCCGAAGCUCGCGCGCGUGAAUUAGAAUUGGAAUUAGAGGCUGUGAAGACUGAGCUUAAUGACCAGAAGACGCUUUUGAGUGAGCAGGAAGAAAGAAAUAAGCAAAUGUACCUGAAAAUGUAUGCCAAAGGUCAAGAAGCGGCGCGCAUCGAACAAGCCGAUCAGAUAUUCGUGCAGGCGCAUCAAUCACCGCCUAAAGUCACCGUUGCAGAGUUGCUUCAACAGCUAACUGUCACGCAAGCUGAGUUAGAGAAUAUUAAGGACACAAGCUACUCGCCUGAACCUCACAUUUCAGCCGAACGUAGCCAAAGUUUAUUAAGCGCUCAGGAGGCUGUUUCUCUCUGGGUCCUUGGCACACGUAAGGCAAUGUAUAGGCGUAUUGUAGAGACGAGAAGCAGCCAGGGUACUCUCGACCCAGAAAUUACCCUGCAGUUCCUAAAGUCGGCGAUCUACUAUUUCUUAACUGAUAAGGAGAAUCAUCACGGUCACUUAAAUGCUAUUGAAAGUAUCUUAGGUUUCACGGAUGCGGAAAGGCACAAUAUCGAUAGAUACUAUCGAUCAGCGAGAAAAUAAUAUUUUCUAAAAAUUUUCAAUAUAAAAAAGUUAUAUCAUUAUUGACGGCUGGUGUUACAUUAUGCAAUUUAAUACCCAAAUUUUUAAAUGCGUUUAGGUCUUUGGUAUCUUUUAAAAAUCAACAUUUUUAUGUGUGUUCAAAAAAUUUGUUUUAAACUUGAUAGAUAUAUCGAAAAUAUAUAUUAUAAAAGCAACAUGCUUCUCUUGCAAAAAUUGCUAGCUAAUCCAUAAAAUAUAUAUGGCGUAUAGUUUGUAAACAGCUAGCAAUUUUAGGAGAUUGCUUUUACUUGUAUAUUUAAAGUUCUGGGAUUUAACAGCAUAAAUUAUAUACAGCUUAGACUGAAUUUGUUUAUGACUGUAUAUAUCAUCAAUGCUCUGCGAUGGCCAUGUAUUACAAAUUAAUAUCACGCGUAUCGCAUGACUUGUAUGCUCUAAAUUAGUAGAUAUAUAAAUAUCCUAGUUACAUUCGAAAAAAAAGAUAUAUUGUCUAGUUAUUGCAAAUCAUAUUUCACUUCUUCAAUGAUUAUUAUGCAUGCGUUGCAUCAUAAUAAAAUAUUCUAAAAUUGAGCAAGAAAUAUAUGAUAUAUAUAACAAAUUGCUAAGGAAAAUUCUAAGUCGAGAAUUUAUCUAUUAUCUUUACGUAAUUAUUUGAAAUGCAUGCCCAUCUUUAUACGAGUAAAACUUGAAUAUAUAUCUUUCUCGUUAUCACGUGGGGAUUCCCACAGACAUAGAUAAAUAAAUUUAUUUAUAUAUUUGUUAUAAAUGAAAUAUAUAUCUAUAUACACAUACAUACAUAUAAUAUAUAUAUGUAUGUAUGUAUGUACAAUAUUCAGGAUAAAAAGAUCAGAGUUUUUGUCCGUCUUUCAAACUUUUAAAUAUGUACAAGAAAAUGAUUUUGAGGUAAAUGGUCACAAUGGAAAAGAAAUCAUUUAAUUGUAUAUAUGUAUAGUAACUCUGAAUCAUCCUGUAUAUAUUAUCUAUAUCAAAGUCUGCUGACAUGGCGUCCAGAUAAGGUAAUAAUAUGGAGACUGAAGGAUAUAUCUUGCCUUUUUAUCUGCUCGUAGCUUCAAGUUAAGUAGGUCGUGAAGAGUUAUACAAGUGCAACUAUUAGUGGAUAUCAAAAUGAGCACACUUCCUAUAUGUCUUAUAAUUAUAAUUAUUCAUUUUUUUACGGGAUAUUUUCAUGUAUUUAAAUUAGAACCAAAGAGUAGUGAGGCAGUUAAUUAUUGUGAACGAAUAUUUGAUUAUAAUCAAGUUUAAUGCUUGGCACCAACCAGCACCAACUAUCGGAUUAAAGUUACCUUUUGUUAUCAAAGCUCUGAACUCUUGUUCAGCAAUUAAGAAUAUUGUAAAAUUAGAUGUAAGUAAUUUUCUUUUUGCCUUUUUUCUUUUUAAAUCUUAAUGUUGUGAUCUGAAAGUUUUACGUUAAUUAUUGUGUUAUAUUGUAUGAUUUAAAAUCGCAAUAUGAAUGGAAACGAUAAUUUCUUUAGCACUAAGAUUUUUGUAAUUUCGAAUGAAAUUAGUCUGAAAAGUGUACGUCUAAGGUGCCAAUAAGUACGAACGUUCAUAGCACAUACAGAUCGUUUCUUGAAGCAACAUUCUUCUAAUAAAUGUUUUAUAAAUCAAGAAACAGAAAUAUAUAUUGACAGUAAUACUGUAUCAAAACGUCCAAUGUCCAAGGAAAGAAUAUAGUUUCAUAUAAUAUGUAAGUGCGAUCACACAUUUCUCUAACUCCGAAGUGGUAAAUAAUGUUUAUUUUAUAAUGAAGUUCCUUUUAUGUGGGUGUUAUAAUGCUAGGCCUAAGUAAGAUCGAUUAUAGCUAAUAAAAUGUCAUUCCAUCGAAAAUAAUGACAAAAAAUUCUAGAGAUAAGCAUUUGACACUUUUUAAAUAGAAUAUUGUCCAAUUUUGUCUCUGAUAUAGUGUUUUCCGCGAAUUUAAUAAUUACGUACAAUAACAAAUUCACGUUUUACUUGAUCCUUAUUUUUAUAUGCAUCUUGGUGAGGAACAUUCUGUCUCAUUAAUUUAUCCACAUACUCGUCAGUGUUUUGAUUGUAUUAUGCAAUAGAAAAAAAAAUUUAAAUAAAAAUUCCAAAGCUUUAAUA
Molecule: messenger RNA, 4385 nt
Organism: Temnothorax curvispinosus
Lineage: Eukaryota; Metazoa; Arthropoda; Insecta; Hymenoptera; Formicidae
Gene: qtc
Exons: 9
Coding region: 291-2282 (663 amino acids)
Source: RefSeq, a predicted model, not a curated record